Leptonychotes weddellii (Weddell seal) is the source of this 4938-nucleotide messenger RNA. NCBI's taxonomy places the organism in Eukaryota, Metazoa, Chordata, Mammalia, Carnivora, Phocidae. The record is from RefSeq and is a predicted model, not a curated record.
UAAUUGUAUAUGAGCGCGAGCGGCGGGCUCACGGGUCUUUUUUAGCGCCAUCUGCUCGCGGCGCCGCCUCCUGCUCCUCCCGCCGCCGCCCUGAGUCACUGCCUGCGCAGCUCCGACCGCCUGGCUCCCCGUGCCAGCCACCGAUAUUUGGAGUUCUUACAACAUGGCAGACAUUGACAACAAAGAACAGUCUGAACUUGAUCAAGAUUUGGAUGAUGUUGAAGAAGUAGAAGAAGAAGAAACUGGUGAAGAAACAAAAAUCAAAGCGCGUCAGCUGACUGUUCAGAUGAUGCAAAAUCCUCAGAUUCUUGCAGCCCUUCAAGAAAGACUUGAUGGUCUGGUAGAAACACCAACAGGAUACAUUGAAAGGAGUUUUUGUAUAUUCAAGGAGGAGCUGAAAGAAAAAGCCAAGAUUGAAGAUGAGAAAAAGGAUGAAGAAAAAGAAGACCCCAAGGGAAUUCCUGAAUUCUGGUUGACUGUUUUUAAGAACGUUGACUUGCUCAGUGAUAUGGUUCAGGAACAUGAUGAACCUAUUUUGAAGCACUUGAAAGAUAUUAAAGUGAAGUUCUCAGAUGCUGGCCAGCCCAUGAGUUUUGUCUUAGAAUUUCACUUUGAACCCAAUGAAUAUUUCACAAAUGAAGUGUUGACAAAGACAUAUAGGAUGAGGUCAGAACCAGAUGAUUCUGAUCCCUUUUCUUUCGAUGGACCAGAAAUUAUGGGUUGUACAGGGUGCCAGAUAGAUUGGAAAAAAGGAAAGAAUGUCACUUUGAAAACCAUUAAGAAGAAACAGAAACACAAGGGACGUGGGACAGUUCGUACUGUGACCAAAACAGUUUCCAAUGACUCUUUCUUUAAUUUUUUUGCCCCUCCUGAAGUUCCUGAAAGUGGAGAUCUGGAUGAUGAUGCUGAAGCUAUCCUUGCUGCAGACUUUGAAAUUGGUCACUUUUUACGUGAGCGUAUAAUCCCAAGAUCAGUGUUAUACUUUACUGGAGAAGCUAUCGAAGAUGAUGAUGAUGAUUAUGAUGAAGAAGGUGAAGAAGCAGAUGAGGAAGGGGAAGAAGAAGGAGAUGAGGAAAAUGAUCCAGACUAUGACUCAAAGAAGGAUCAAAACCCAGCAGAGUGCAAGCAGCAGUGAAGCAGGAUGUAUGUGGCCUUGAGGAUAACCUGCACUGUAAUAGCCUAAACACAACUAUUAUUUACUUAGAGCCUUAUGUUUUUGUAUUUUCUUGUAGACUCAGUAAUUUUUUUUAAAGGAAAGGAACUGAUAAUUUUAAAGACCAAUUUGUUCUACUUAUCAUUUCAACUAGUUUUUCUGCCAGAUCUAUUGAUUGCACAAAUUCUUUCACGCAUGUUCAUUCAUCACUACAUGGUUUGGUUCUUCUGGAGUAAUUUUUAUCAUGUAACAAAGAUUUUAGAUUACAGCUAUGAAAAUGAACAGAACUGUUAAACUUUUUUUUUUUUUUUUUUUGCUUUGCUAGUUUUUUUCCUGAAGAACCAAAGUAUUUUUUUCAGCUGGUAGUUGAAUUGGGUUUACGUUUGCUUGCACUAGCUGUGCCUUUCAUUACUUUGUUGUAGAAAUGCAGUGACUUAGACUAAGACAAUUCCUCAUUUAAAAAACAAAAGCAAAACUUGUUGAGACAAAUAUAUGGUUAAGAAUUUCCAGUAAGACCACAACUGAUAACUUAGAUUAUUAAUGGAUUUUUGUAUUUUAGGUGACGUAGUUAGAAACCUAGUAAGGAAACCAUAGUAAAGAAACCUAACUCAUAGUGUGGUUAUUGGUUAUUGUAGGGAAGUGAAUAAAACCUAUUUUCAGAAGUUAAGCCUCAUUAUUUUAACAGUACUUUUAAAUUUAACUUCCAUUAACUAAGCAUCUUUUCUUUAUGGUAGGGUCUACCUUCUGCUUCCCUGGAAAGGAUGAAUUUACAUCAUUUGACAAGCCUAUUUCAAGUUUUUUUGUUAUUGUUUGUUUGCUUGUUUUUGUUUUUGCAGCCUAAAAUAAAAAUGUCAAAUAUAAUUUUAGUUCUCACAAGAUAAUGUCUUAAUUUUGUACUAAUUCAGGUAGUAGCAGAGGCCUAGCUUGAAUUAAGCAUUGUACCCAGUUGACCAUAUUAUGGAAGAGAAGUGUGUCAACUUUGGGAGAGGUACUACAUCUGCUCAUUAAGAAAGUAUAAAAAAGAAAGACAAAAUCUUAAAUGAUGUAAUGUUUUUUUAAAACACUAAAAGGUUAAAAUUUUAUUUCCUUUGAUUAGAGCUAGAGAGAAGGCCCCAAGCUUCUGUGGUUAAUUCCGAUUCUUACUGCUUUUAAAGUUUGAGUAUGUCAUUUACCCAUGCUUCUGUUUACUAUGUAUUAAAAUGGGUAGUACUGUUUACCUAACUACCUCACAGAUCUGUUAAGGCAUAUUAAGUUAGAUUUUAUGAAAUGUUUCUCGAUCUCAUUAAAAGCUCCAAAAUUUGGACCUGUUUGUACCACAAGUAUGAUAUUCAGCAUUUUAUUCACACCAGGGUUUGAUAAUUCAACUGGAAAACAAAGGUUUAAGUACCUCUUCUGGAUCUGGUCAGGCAACAUUCUUGCAGAUCUUUGUGUGGCUCCUAUCUUGAUAGAAGCUGUUAGAAGAGCAACUCUUUGAAAAGGUCCAAGGAUUGUUUUUAGGUAUUUUAGUUAUGACCAUAUUGUAGUAAAAUACUACAGAGAUCAUGGGACUAACAUAGGAAGACGACCAUUUUUAGUUGGGGGGAAAUGCCAUUAAAUUUGAGUCUGUAGAGCCACAUUUAAAAUACCUCAGGCUAAUUACUGUUAAUUUUUUGUGAUGAGCUUAAAAGCUUUGACAGUGAGGGUGGACUAAAUGGAUUAUAAUUAGAGGAUGUCCUAGAGUUCCUGCUCUUAAUAAAAUUACAUUGUUUUUAGAAGUGAUAGAGCUUCCUUUUUGAAAAUUUAGUAUUUAAAGAUCUUGGAAUGUGAACACAUCUUGUUAUUUGUGUAAUACUGUUCAUUCCUCUUCUGAGAUUUUAAUUAACUACUGGAAAUCCUUAACCAGUUGCAGUAGUGUGUAGGAAAAAAAUGCCAUGAAAACACCUUAUGUUUUUCCUCUUUAUUUUGAAAAUGCUUUUGGUUGCUUUGAUUAGACAUUCUUUGCUGAUUUUUGUUUUUGUACCCAUAGCUCAUUUGAUCACAGCCUUUUCUGAACUUAAAAAAAUUUAAUCUAAAGAUAGAAUCCCAUUUUUAAUGAACUUAAGUAGCAGAACCACUAUUUUUUUUUUUUUUCAUUCCUUUAGGUAAUAGCUAUUGCCAAAGUGAAGGGGCCGAUACUAUUUCAUCUUGUUAUAUAAAGGGAUGUGGUUUGUAGAGGAAUUGUUUUCUUAAUAAAUUUGGCAUUGCAAGGGGUAUCAGUGUUCAUCUAUGCCAUCUCUCCAGUUCCAAAAUGGUUCUAUUCCAUUUUAGAAAUUUGAAAUAUGUAAUUUGAAAUCCUUAAUAAAAUUUGCAUUUAAUUUUAUAAAAUGUACUGGUGAUAUUUUGGGUGUUUUUUUAAAAAUGUGAAUAUAUUUCUAUAUACUUUUUUUUUGAAGAGUAGAGAUGUUUAGAGUAGGCUAUUCUGUGCUUAAGCCAGGAUGGCCUGUAAAUUUGUAUAAUUUUAAAAGGAACCUCCCAAGCCCUGCUAAAUGGAGUUUGUUAUUGGAAGACUAGAAAGGUUUUUACUCUGAGUUAACUAUAGACAUUUUUGAGACACUUUGAAUUUUGUCUUUACAUUUUCAGUUUAUAGUUUCCCUUAACUCAGGCACAGAUUACCAAGAAGUUCUAUUUUUUCUCUCUUAGAAAUGGCAGAAUCUCCUAUAAUCACCCCUAUAUAAACUAAUACUUCGAAAAUUUUUUACUGUCAUUUUAUGGUCAUUCAAAAAUGGUAAGUAAACAGAACGAUAGUUUCAUAAAUCACAGUUUAUUUAGUUUAACACAGAUGUCUGAAAGUUUAUGUAAUUUUUCAGAAUUCUUUUAUCUAGUUCACUGAAGCAGUAUUAAUAUUUCUGUGACAUAAAAAUGUGUGGAACUGGCUUACAGAGUAAUAAGAAAAAUGGGAUUCUACCUCUGUUUCCUUUUUAGCUCAUAUAAUAAAAACAAACCUGAAAGGGAGACAUUAGCUUUGAUAGAAAUAUUUUCAUUAUAAUGUGAAUAGGUUAAUGAUACUGAUUGGUGUAUAAUAAGGCCCCUAAGAUAACUGAAUUAAUUGUUCAUAUUACUGCUGUUUGUAAGACAGUAUGAAUUUGUGGGUUUAUCUGAGUUGUACGCCAUUACCAUUAUUAAAAAUAAAAAUAAAACUUUAAAUUACUGUUUGUGAAAACCUUAUCGUACAAUGCAGAAAUACUAAACUAAUAUUCAGAUAUUCUUUGAAUGCUUGGUUUCAGGGCUUGGUUUAGAAUUUGAGUCCAUUAAGGGUUAGUCUUACAAAAAUUUUAGUCUUUAUAUUUUUUGACUAAGUCAAGCUGAAUGUUAUUUUAAAUGUACAGAAUAAAGGUAGUUUAGAAGUAUAUGUUCUUAAUAGGAACCUUAGGAAAGGGAAAUCCUAUGCUACUUUAGGUUUUGUUUUUUUUUUAAUUUUCUGCACUGUAUAUACUUGGUAAUUGUGACCUGGAUUUUGUUUUGAAAAUAUGUGUUCAUAAUUUAGGUAAUUUGCUACUUAAAGCACUAAGUCUAAUAGCUGAAAAGUAAAUGUAAAUGAUAAUGGUGAAAUUAACUUACAGAUGUGUAGUGGUGAUUUUGUAUACUGGUUUAAAAAUCCAGGUGUCAGAAUAUAACUUGGAUUCAAAAAACCAAGUUCUUAGGGAUCACUUAUGUGACUUCUGAGAAAUGGAAACAUCUUUGUUGGAGUAUGAGAUUACUUAAAGGAUGAGUAUUUAUCCAUGAGAAAUUUUUAAUUGAUGUAUUAAUUAUAUUUUCAAAAAAUACAA